Molecule: messenger RNA, 2359 nt
Organism: Heterobilharzia americana
Lineage: Eukaryota; Metazoa; Platyhelminthes; Trematoda; Strigeidida; Schistosomatidae
Source: the annotation of a GenBank genome assembly
CGGCAAUCAUUUUAUUGCAUGAGAUAAACAUCUCGUCUACGGAACAUUUUAGUCCUUGGCGUGUCUUUUAGAGCCACUAACUUGUGUACCAGCUUUCUGGCGCUGGUUACCUGCUUUCUUCUUUAGAUCCAUGUCUUCCACCAAGAACUUUAAACCGGGAUUUAUUUCAUUACAACUCAAUCAAGUGGAAUGGUGUGUUCCAUCUAGGUACAAAGAACUUUCGAUGAUCGGUUAUGGAGCAUAUGGGACUGUUUGCUCUGCACACGAUACCCGAUUAAAUCGUCGAGUGGCUAUUAAAAGAUUGAGUAGACCUUUCGAAAAUAUUGAAUAUACAAAAAGAACCUACAGGGAGAUCAAUAUUUUAUCUCAAAUGGAUCAUGAAAACAUUGUUUGUUUGAUUGAUGCCUUUUCACCGCAAACUUCCUAUAAAGAAUUUACAGAUAUUUAUCUUGUAACACCAUUGAUGGGUGCUGAUCUUGGCGCUAUUAUUGAAACCCAAUCGUUGUCUGAUGAACAAAUACGAUUUCUUGUAUAUCAAGUUUUAAGAGGUCUAAAAUAUAUGCAUAGUAUUGGCCUUAUUCACCGUGACUUAAAGCCAGCCAAUAUUGCAGUGAAUGAAGACUGUGAAUUAAAAAUUCUUGACUUUGGUCUAGCACGUCAAAAACAGGAGGAAAUGACUGGAUAUGUUGCUACUCGUUGGUAUCGAGCACCUGAAGUCAUGUUAAAUUGGAUGCAUUAUAACGAAUCUGUCGAUGUUUGGUCAGUUGCGUGUAUCAUGGCUGAACUCCGAAAUCGUGUACCUUUAUUCAAAGGUGGUAAUCAUAUUCAUCAAAUCCAAUUAAUUCUUAAUUUAUUGGGGAAGCCAGACGAAGAGUUUAUGCUAAAAAUCAAUAGCCCUGAAAACACCAAAAAUCCAAUGUUAGAUGCAUGUGGAUUUAUUCGAGACAUUAGUAAAUGUGAACCACAAAAUUUGUACACUUAUUUCUCUUCUUUUUCAAGUGACGCGGUUGACCUGCUACAAAAAAUGCUUCAUCUUGAUCCAGAUCGGCGAUUAACAGCUGCUCAAGCACUGGCUCAUCGUUAUUUCGCUACAUAUCAUGAUGAAUCUGAUGAACCGGUUGCAGAGAAGUUUGAUGAUCCAUUUCAAGACGAUAGUAAUGUGUCAUUGGAUCAACUCAAAGAAGCUGUAUGGAAUACGUUGGAGAAUUUUGUACCCAAUCUGAAUUCUCUACACUUAUGCACUUCCGAUGAAACGAGUACGGCUUGAUUACCUUUUUUAUACUUAGAUGAGAACAUUUUCCAUCGGUAUAUUAUGUAUGUUUAUGCACGUGUACAUUUUUACUAACCAAUGAUUGCCAAAUGUCAACUGUCAUCUCACAUGGCUAACCCCAACCAGCCUUUGCUUGUUUUAUUUGUAAUAAGAAAUGAAAAUGUUCUCUGUUUCACUGCCAUUUCCUAAUUUUUUACUAAGACUGCUCUGUACUCAAUUUACAUUGUAAAGACAUUUUUUACAAACACUAUAUAUAUAUAUAUAUAUAUAUAUAUAUAUAUAUAUAUAUACUAAGCGCCCAUAGUAUUUUUUCUCCUCUUACCUUUCUGUAAUUACCCUUAUUGCUAAGGGAGAUUUCACACUCUGUAAUCGUAACAGUAAAGUAAAACCAUGUAAAAUUAAGAAACAAAAUGAUCAAUAAUUCAAUCGUGCGAUCAGUAUGCAAUCCUAUGGUUUUUUCCCUUCUAAGUUGGUGAUUAUUUAGUAAGUGAAUACAGGAAAACAAACAAAAGAGAAAAUACUUUCCAAUGUUUUUUUUGUAUUUCCAUCGUUCAGAACGUUUUGUAUAACUUCAAGUGAAAAUGAGAAUUUUUUCUUUCUGCCAUUUCUCAAUCUUUGAUAUUAAUGAUAGACAUUUCGUACUUGAGUUUCAGAUGUUCAAAUAAUAUUAGCGUUUAAUAAACUUGGUAUUCUGCACAUAGGGAAAUAUUUAGCUAUCAGACUGUUGGUUAUAAUUGAUUUCAAGUAAUCCGUUUGAUAUUCAUGGAAUAAAGAAGGUAUAUUAAAGCGUUUAAAUGAUUGAAUUUUUUAGUUCGCUACAUACUAUAAUGUAGAGCAUCUGCUUUUUAUCAGCCUAUUGAUGAAUAUUUUUAUACUUAUAGAAUGAUUGAACCUGUUUCUGACUUAAAUUUUAACAAGGUUGUUUCCUCGAUAUUAUUCUGUGAUCUAUUUUCGGUCUUUUCGGGUGUAGGUCAUAAUCAGUUAGCUUUUGAAAAGGUUUCCUGUUCAAAACCACCAAACACAUACGAAUUCGGAAGACAGUAAAAAAAGCUAUUGAAUUAUAAAUAAACAAAAAUUCUUUAUACUGAA